Spinacia oleracea (spinach) is the source of this 1826-nucleotide messenger RNA. RefSeq lists its product as uncharacterized. The transcript is spliced from 7 exons. The coding region runs from base 366 to 929 and encodes 187 amino acids. NCBI's taxonomy places the organism in Eukaryota, Viridiplantae, Streptophyta, Magnoliopsida, Caryophyllales, Amaranthaceae. The record is from RefSeq and is a predicted model, not a curated record.
ACGAAAUAAAAAAAAUAAACCAACACUGCUCUCUCGGUCUCUCCUCCCUACAGCCUCGGUCUCUCCUCCCUGCACAUGUGAACCAUCUCCUUGCAGUUGACCAGCGAAACCACACUCACCGGCGAAGCCACCGGCUCUCUCCUCCUUCUCAGGUGACCGGCGAAACCACACUCACACACUCGCACCCUGUCUCCUCCUUCUCAGGCGACAAAAGCGAUUUCGAUCGUCUUCUCUUCUUUAAGCACGCUCGCAAGUCCGUUGUAGCCGCCUAUACCAAAACCCCUCUCGAUGCUGAGAAUUUGACUAGAUGGGGAGGAGCCUUGAUUGAGUUAUCUCAAUUUCAAGCUCCCGAGGAUUCAAAGAAGAUGCUUACAGGUCCAUCCAUUGAUGGUGAUUCACAAGUAGUCGCACGACUUCACGGUGCGGUUUCUGCCCACAUGUGGCCUGGGAUGGUUUUGAAAUCUGGAAACAGAAUUCUUGCACCAACUCUACCCGAUAGACAAGAGUCAUCAGAUGAAGAAUCUGAUUAUGAAGCCGAGUAUGAAGUUCUUUCUGGGGGUUCAGCUGAACUAUGGGAUGAUAUAGAGGAUAACUGGGUGUCUUCCAUUCCUCCUAAUGCAUCUUCUGACCGAAAAUCUAUUUCUGAUGCUGAAAAGGCAGAGCCAUCAGCUUCAAAGUCUUCUAAAUGUAGAGAAAAGGAUAAGGAUGUGGAAUUUAAAGAGGUUGAGGAUUACAUUAGUGAUGAUAUUGAUAAGGGUGCACAUCUGGAGCUUGAGGAUUUGGAGCAUUUAAUGUCAGAUAUGCAAAUAUGCGCAGCAAUUCAAGGUCGAUGCCUGAUUUUCAGAGGCAGGAGAUGGCUGCCAAGUUGGCAAUGCAAAUGGCUGCUAUGUUUGGGGAUUGCAGCGGUGAUGAAGGAGUUGAGUAAUUAAAGGUCGACAUUUGGUUGAAAGUACAAAUUUGUCAUCAUCUGAGUGAAAGGAGAUGUAGAGUCAAAGCUUUCUCCAUUUAAGCACAUAUUUGAUCUAAGAUCCAAGGUUUAUGUUAUGUCGUGUUUUUCUCGGGUAGAUGAGUAAGCUCCGGAGAUGAUUCUUUCAUGAAUUCUAGGGGUUGAUUGAGGAUCUCGGAUUAAACUCUGACGCAGCUGAAAUUGAAUUCAUCGAUCAGCAGCAAUUGAGGUAUGGCUACAUCUCAACGUUCUCGUUUUCUCUGUUUCAAACUUCUAAAAUUUUAUCUAUUUAAGUUAAAUUUACCUAUUUUAUUAGGAAAUCGAUCAGGAAGUGAAUUGUUUCGAUCUUUAAGAGUCCUAGAGAUGCUAUUGAAGGUCUUUUUUUCGAGUCUCUAUGACUCCCCCAUCGUCAGCAAUGAAUAUUGAAUGAAGAGCAUGAGCUGCUGUAAGGCUCGUGUAGUGGUGCAAUGUUGCGGUUGCUAGGUCGCUGCUCGUGUGCUAGGUAGCUGCUGUUCUGCCCUUUGCUAUGUUGCGUGCAAGGCCUGCCCAUGGGGCUGUGUUGUUCCAGAAUCGAUGUUGGCUUUGCUUCGGCACCCCGAUUAUUGCAUAUCAGCCUAUUCAUCUGUUUUCACAACUCCAAGGGAGGGGCUCUUUACCAAAGAGGAGUUGGAUGAAGUUCGAGACAAGUGGGCUACUUACUUCAACGAUUGUGAACUACCCUCAGUGUAAUAAAUAGAGCAGGCUUGUAGUUAUCCGUGACUCUUACAUUAUUUUGUUAUUUAUCGAUUUCAUUAAUUACAUUUGAAUUAAUUCGGUAAUAUUAUUGGAAAUUUGAAAUUUAUAUCAUUUUUGAGGAAUGUCAAGCUGAUGUUUGGUGAAA